UUACACACACACACACAAACACACACACUCACGCACACACGGGCUUAUCAGUUCAUUCAUGUGUGUGUCAGCGACUCCACAUGAUCAAUAAUUCUGAUGGAUAAUUAUUUUUCUUCUUUUGCUUCAAACACAUCAAAAGAUGCUUUUGCACGCUGUAACAUCACCUGUGGACACGAUGUGCCCACUGCUUACAACUGUACUGUAGGACGUUCUCUGCACUGUGUGUCCAUCGAUGUGACGGAGCUGGUCAGCAACACAUCCAGCCUCACUAUGGGUCCGGACCGGGGAAGAUACGACUUCUACAUCGGCCUGGCCUUGGCCAUCAGCUCUAGCAUCUUCAUCGGGGGAAGCUUCAUCCUGAAGAAGAAGGGACUGCUGCGUCUGGCGAGGAAGGGCUCGAUGAGAGCAGGUCAGGGUGGUCAUGCUUAUCUGAAAGAGUGGCUGUGGUGGGCUGGUUUACUGUCAAUGGGAGCAGGUGAAGCAGCAAACUUCGCAGCGUACGCCUUCGCUCCUGCGACUCUGGUCACUCCACUGGGGGCGCUCAGUGUCCUUGUCAGUGCCGUGCUGUCGUCGUACUUCCUGUCGGAGCGCCUGAACCUUCAUGGAAAGCUGGGAUGUCUGCUCAGUAUCCUGGGCUCCACGAACAUGGUGAUCCAUGCGCCGCAGGAGGAGGAGAUCACCAGUCUGGAACACAUGGCCAAGAAACUGGUGGACCCAGGAUUCUUCGUGUUUGCCACACUCGUCAUCAUCGUGGCCGUCAUCUUCAUCUUCGUGGUGGGUCCUCGUCACGGUCAGACCAACAUCCUGGUCUACAUCACCAUCUGCUCGGUGAUCGGAGCGCUGUCCGUGUCCUGCGUUAAAGGACUGGGAAUCGCCAUCAAAGAAGCCAUCGCGGGGAAAAGCGUGGCGAGGAACCCGCUAGCGUGGCUGCUGCUGGCGGCUCUGGUGGCGUGCGUGAGUACGCAGAUUAAUUACCUGAACAAAGCGCUGGACAUCUUCAACACGUCCCUGGUGACGCCCAUUUACUACGUCUUCUUCACCACGUCCGUCCUCACCUGCUCCGCCAUCCUCUUCAAGGAGUGGGAGCACAUGGAGGCGGGCGACGUGAUCGGAACGCUGAGCGGCUUCCUCACCAUCAUUGUGGGCAUCUUCCUGCUCCACGCCUUCAAGGACGUCAACGUCAGUCUGGCGUCCCUCGCUGUGUCCAUGCGGAAGGACGAGCGCGCCGGCUUCCCCGCAGCCAACGGCGCGGCAGUGCACAGCACCUACGAAAUGCUGCACGAGUCCACAGAGGACGCGGACGACAGAGACACGGGUUUGUCUUUUGACAGCGUUUCAAGAAGAAACGGGGCGAUGAUGUCAUCGCUGGAUCAUUAAGACUUUGAUUAUUUUUUUUUUUAAUAUUAGCACCGUACUGACCAAUCACGUCACUGCUGUGGUUUAGGACAACAAUAAGACAAUCAGCUGUUUGGGACUGACCAGUGGAUUGUAUUCAACGUUUAAUUUGCCUUACUUCUUUCUUAAAGGUAGAGUUCAGGUUUUCUAACCAUAAGUGUUCAUAUGAGGUUCACACACGAGCACUGUGAGCGCCCCCCUGUGCUGACAGGUCAACACAUGUUCAGAGACUCACUUAAGUCUUAAGAACAUGUUCACGUCUUUAACUCACUGUUGGACAAACCACUCACUCUCCCACACCAAAGUCCACAGAGAAAAUCAGUGAUUUUAGCUCACAGGGACACAAGAGCUGCUGGUCCUCUGCUGCCUCGUGUGUGGUCACUGAGCUAUUUCUUAAUGAAAAAGUAAGACAUUAGAACUUAGGGAUGGAGGCAGCAGUGGAUCAACAACUCCUGUGUGCGGUGAUGUUAAAAUCACUGAUUUUCUCUAUGAAGUUUAGUGUGGGAGAGUGAGUGGUUUACAAACUUCAACAAAAGUUGGGAUGACCCGAUACUGGUCAGAAUCAGUGCAGAGUGUCUGAUUUGCGUGUUGUGUGAACAGUGUUUACAUGUAAUAGUGAGAUAAAGAUAUCAUUGUUUACUCAUUGAGGCUUUAACUCAUACAACACUGGAGAAAAACCUGAACUGUCCCUUUAAAGUCAUUCCUCUGUAGCGUUUUUUUCUAUAGGAAUAAUGUUGUUAUACGUUCCUGCAUAAUUCAUGCACUGACUUUGUUUCUACAAAUCAAACACAGAUGAGUUUAUAUAAUAAAUGUGUAAAUGAAGAGUGGUCGCUAUGGCGACGUUCAUCCUCCCGAACCCUCUUUUGUAACAAACACUUGAGAUGAAUCGUCAGAUUUGUUACAUAUUUAUUGAAUUAAAAUGAUUUAAAACAAGGCAGAGUGAAUAAAUGCUUAACACGA
Molecule: messenger RNA, 2355 nt
Organism: Solea solea (common sole)
Lineage: Eukaryota; Metazoa; Chordata; Actinopteri; Pleuronectiformes; Soleidae
Gene: nipa2
Product: NIPA magnesium transporter 2
Exons: 6
Coding region: 97-1377 (426 amino acids)
Biological process (GO): magnesium ion transport
Cellular component (GO): membrane
Molecular function (GO): magnesium ion transmembrane transporter activity
Source: RefSeq, a predicted model, not a curated record